GCAUACUAUACUGUAUACUCGGGUGUGGAGUAGCGUGUGUCUGUAGACUUCCCGGUAUAUCGAUCAUCUGCUCUUCCACUCAUCGUCUACCGACAGCGUGCAGUACACAGUGUAUACUGGGCCAGUAUGUAGUACACUAUUAUAGCACUCAUAUCUUAUGUCUAUGGUUUCACGCUUAUUUAAAAGCCCUUCCGGUUUCAAGUGUUUUGUCAUUACGCUGAGUUUAUUUUGUUUACGGAUGUGACGUGUAGCCAACUGUUUUGAAAGCAGAACGGGUUUCUUCAAUGUGAGAGGUCAGAUUUCUUUUUGAUAGCUCUUUUUUCACAGUGUAUGGAUAUCUCUCACUGUGCAACAGCAUUUGGUGAAAGUGCACCUCCGAUUUGCAUCGCGUGUGCAAUAAGCUAACAAAAUUCAUUGCAUAUUAAAGAAGCAAGAGAAAGUUAGUAUUCCAUGGUCAGUUAGUUCACAGGUGCUGAGUGCGCAAGUGAUUCGAUUCCAAACAAGAUCUUUAGGCUACCAUGACCGUUACCAGAUAGAGCUAAAACCUUACCGUCUGAAGAAUAUGAGGAAAUAUGAAGAUACCCAGUCGCGAGGGAUCAGCCUGUAGGCUUUGGUCUUGACUGGGCUGUGUCUAUUGACGUCUCCAUAAAUGAAACUAUGACAACAACAACUGUUACAACAUUGGCAUUCAUGUUUCAACACGUAUUGUUUUCGUCGACGACCCAUCCCAACCCUUUCCGGAAGGAAUAUCUCAUCGCAAACGUAUGCUACUGAAGACGACCGAUUAGACUGUAUGAUGCAACCCAAUUUGUCAACUAAACCGCAGCGUCUCAUUUGUUUAUUUUGAUUCUUCUAACUUUUUUACAUGCACCCAGGGGUCACCCAGGCAUGUUUUAGACCUGAUUGUUGCCAUCUCUGGAGGGAGAGCUUCGGGAAGUCCCGUAACAACCUGAAUUGAACCUGAUUGUUUGGUAAACGAUAUUUUCCUCGUAAGACCGGACCCGUCAGGUUUGACAUAUAGACUGAUUUGUCCGUUGCAGGCCUACUUCUGCAUAGGAUAGAUAUCAAGUAGCGCUUAAUGUGAUCACUACAAUUGAUUAAUGAGGUGUGGUGUAGGGCAAUAGAAAAAAACGUUUUGACCUGCUCAGCGAAAACACAGCGAACUUAUCAGUCGAUUCCCUGAGUUUUACACUGAUUUUUAGUAGGCCGUGAAUGAGUGGUCCCUGAAUAUUAAAUGCAGCAAACGUUUCUCGUUUUUUCAGAAAGAAACAUUGAUUCAAUCAUAAUGCCAAGAAGUCCUUUAGAAGGAACCACUAAGGCCACAAAGCUGUUACUAGUGCUGCUUUGCUGGACAGUACUGUGCAGUGCCAUGCCGGAUCCAAAUUACAGAGAACACUUGAUCAAGAUGGAGCAGUCCCAGCAAACAGGUGGCAGAGUGCUUCUCUCAAAGGCAGAGCAGCAACUCGGCGUGCUGUUACACAAACUGAAGCAGCAAGAAAUGGAAAGUUCAGAGUUUCCCCCAGCCAUGCAUUUCUUCAAGGCUAAACCCCUGAUAAGGAACAGCACCCUCUUCAGUUUAUUGCAGAAGAUGCCUAAAGGUGGAGCUCUUCAUGUCCAUGAUUUUGCCUUGGUGGAUGUGGACUGGCUGGUGAAGAAUGUUACAUACAGACAACAUUGCUAUGUUUGUUUUACUGAUGAUCAGUCAGUGCGGUUUAUUUUCGCUUCCUGUCAACCAAAACCUGUUCCUCAUUGCUCCGAAUGGAUGCUGCUUGAAACUAUGAGGGCCAAGAUUGACAAUUGUACUGAUUUGGACAACAGCUUCAUACGCAACCUAACACUCUACACUGACAACCCAGAGGCUGCAUAUCCUAAUCAAGAUGUUGUGUGGAAAAGAUUUGAGGAAACCUUCCUUGCGGCAUGGGGACUGGUCACAUAUGCUCCUGUUUUCAAAGAUUAUUUCUUUGAGGGUCUGAAACAGUUUAAUGCUGAUAAUGUCAUGUAUUUGGAGCUGCGGGCUUUGCUACCACAGACAUAUGAGCUGGAUGGAACCUUAAAUGACAGAGUUUGGACACUAAAAACGUAUCAAGAAGUAGUAAAACAGUUUGUGGCAGAACAUCCAGACUUUUUUGGAGCUCGGGUGAUUUUCACAGCCCAUAGAGGAUUAAAUGCAUCAGAGUUAAAAGAAGUCAUUAAGGAAGCAGUUCAACUACAGAGAGAGUUUCCUGAGAUUAUGGCUGGGUUUGAUUUAGUGGGGAGAGAGGACACUGGAAGACCUCUUUGGUACUACAGAGAAGCCUUGUCCUUACCAGCAGAACUGGGAGUCUCUAUGCCCUACUUCUUCCAUGCCGGGGAGACUGAUGUGCAAGGGACAGAUGUGGACCAGAACAUGCUAGAUGCCCUCCUUUUGAAUACCUCACGCAUUGGACACGGAUUUGCUUUAGUGCAUCAUCCAACUACCAAGGCCCUCUCCAGGAAAAUGGGGGUAGCAGUGGAGGUGUGUCCCAUAUCCAACCAGGUACUGAAGCUGGUGACAGACAUGCGGAACCACCCUGCUGCAGUUCUGAUGUCUGAGGGUCACCCCAUUGUGAUCAGCUCAGAUGACCCGGCCCUCUUUGGGGCAAGUGGUCUCUCAUAUGAUUUUUAUGAGGCAUUUGUGGGCAUUGCUGGAUUGAAAUCUGAUACAGGCACACUGAAAGAACUAGCAGUAAACUCUAUCAGGUACAGUUCCUUGUCCCCUAAGCUAAAAGAGGAAGCAUUGGUCAAAUGGCAAAAGAAGUGGGACAAGUUUGUGGUGGAGAAUUUACCAUAAAUAUUCACAGUAAAGGAAGACACAGAAAUGAAGCCGUUUUUUGUUUUUAAUUUUUUAUUUGAUUUUUGCCUUCAAAUGGACAUGGAAACUCCCAAAGUGUUUUCUAAUGGUAGUUGUUUACUCCUGGUGGGUGAUGCAUUUGUCAUUUUUCCUUUUAGUAAACGUUACAAAGUAAAAUGUUUACACAGUAGAGAUUGACAGGAAAUAAGCAUGUCAGAGAUUGGGUAGCCUAUGGGAAAUGGCCAGGAGUUGAACUUGGGUGCCUGUAGGUGCUGAGAACGAAUUUUAAUUUUGGAACACUGAUGAGAUGCUGGUACUAUUUGGCCAACAGUGUUUUUUAAGGACCGAUUUCUUUUAGGAAAAAUUAGAGAGGAUAUGACUGCUGAUGAUAUAUCCCAGUUUGAUGAAUAAAUGAACACGUCAUUAUGAAAA
Clupea harengus (Atlantic herring) is the source of this 3241-nucleotide messenger RNA. RefSeq names its product adenosine deaminase 2a (gene ada2a). Gene Ontology annotation, biological process: inosine biosynthetic process; adenosine catabolic process. The transcript is spliced from 9 exons. The record is from RefSeq and is a predicted model, not a curated record. Lineage: Eukaryota; Metazoa; Chordata; Actinopteri; Clupeiformes; Clupeidae. Bases 1235 to 2809 code for a protein of 524 amino acids. Gene Ontology annotation, molecular function: adenosine deaminase activity.